Cantharellus anzutake is the source of this 506-nucleotide messenger RNA. RefSeq lists its product as uncharacterized. Bases 105 to 419 code for a protein of 104 amino acids. The transcript has a single exon. The record is from RefSeq and is a predicted model, not a curated record. NCBI's taxonomy places the organism in Eukaryota, Fungi, Basidiomycota, Agaricomycetes, Cantharellales, Hydnaceae.
CCACAGCCUGGUAUGCGCCAGUGGCCAAUGUGAACCAACGAUCGCCAGUGGCAGUACACAAGCCCGUGAAGUCGAAAAAAGCGUUGGUGUCAGUAACGGGACGCAUGUCCUUCCCCGGAUUGUUGCUGAGCAACACAGUCAAGGAGGAGAGGGAGGAGGUGGCGAUAAACUCCCCAUUGACAAUGCGAGGGAUGAAAGAGCCGCGAACAAAUAGCAGAUCACCGAGCGAAGGAGGCAGAAUGGUAGUCGAUUUAGGAACAAAGAAGUUGAAUUUGAUGUUCAUGGCAUCCGCGACGUCGGAACCUGGCCCGUCAAUUGAGCGGCAUGGUAUCAGUGGAGACGCGGGAACGAAAACUGAGCGCACCAAUGAGGAAGUCACUGUGCAGGCGACUAUUACUGAAUUCUGGAUCGCUGUUUAGAAAGGCAUACGCUGUGAAGUGGGAGCGGAGUGUGAUGUUCAGCGCCAUCAGGCCAGAGCGAGGGGAGUUGGGGAUGGAAGAUGAGGU